GAAAGCACUUCCUUUUUCGUUUUCGCUUUUUAUCACAAGGCAAAUUCUGCAUAUUCUGUAUCUUUUUCCCUUUAGUCUUCAAAUUCUAUAGUUUAUUGUUUGCUAGAAUUGAAAACUGAAUCUGCAUGAUGAAUUAGCUCACCACUUUCAAAGAGACUCAUUCCGUUUUCAAUUGCCUAACAUGAUUUUCAUGUAUCUAUUGCCGUGUUUCCUUUCAUCUCCAAUGUGUUUUUCCAUUUCCAAACGUGGUUUUAACUAGUCAAAGCUUUUUGUGUCUUCCAAAACACAUUUUUGUCAAUUGAUAUUGAUGGUGUGAGAAACUGUGAUGAUUUGUUCGUUUGUGAAGAACCAAAAUACUCUUGAGGUUUAUAACUUAGCGCAUCGAAAUUUUCACGUUUGUUGCUUCUUGGAGUAAUUUUUAACGUUUUCACAUACAGUUCUGCUUAUCUUUGUUGAUGGAACAGCCUAAAGGGGGUUCUGAAACCAGUUCGGGGUACCAGAUAAUGGUAGAACUAUUCGCUGGUAAGGAUCUUGUUGGUACAAAAUUAAUAGGCAAUCCAGAUCCUUAUGCUGUCAUCACGUGUGGCGAUGACGAAAACAGAUUCAGUUCCAUAAUCCGUGGUUCAAGAAAUCCAGUGUGGGGGGAGGAUUUCAAUUUUUAUGUUCAUGAACUUCCCGUCCAGAUCAAUGUAGCAAUUUAUGACUGGAAAAGCUAUGCUGUAAGUGUCCCUCUUGGUUCAGUGACUGUUCCAGUUGAAAGUGAAGGUUCAACUGGUGCAUGGUGGCAUACUUUGGGAAGUCCAUCAGGGCAGAUUACUUUUCGAAUAAAAACACAAGCUUCUGGAAAUGGUUCCAGGAUAAAUGGUUAUGGAGGAGGUAACCCUCAAACAAGGAUGCCACCCCUGGAAACACAUGGGCUCACUGUUGUCCAUCAAAAGCCAGGGCCUCUUCAAACUAUAUUUGGUCUUCAUCCGAACGAGGUUGUUGAUCAUGAACAUACUUGUGCACUAGAUACAUUAUUCUUGUACCAUGGUCGUAUGUAUAUCUCAGCAAGGCACAUUUGUUUCUCUUCCACUGUAUUUAAAAUGAAGGUGGUUAUUCCAUUUGAAGAUAUAGGCAAGAUUCAAACGAGUGAACAUUUCCUGAUCAAUCCUGCGAUAGCAAUUGUUCUUCGCCCGGGAGCUGGUGGACGUGGUGUCCCUCCUUUAAAAAGUCGUGAUGAUGAUGAUGGUGGCCUUUGUCAUAAUGUUUCAGCUGCCACGUAUAUGUUUGCAUCAUUUGGGGACAGGGAUCGUGUGCUAAAGGAUCUACAGCGUGCACAAAAGAACUUCAAUGAAAUCUUGGAAGUUGAAAAGGAAAAUGCAGUUCCAGAGCUGUGUGCACAUAGCAGUUCUGUCAGAGGAAGUAAGAUACUGGAUAAGGCUCCUGUGGUAAAGCAUGCCAAAAACCGGAAAGAUUCAACCUUUUAUCCAAGGAAUGAAGUUAUUCCUGGGGUAGCUGAGCUGUUUUCUAACUUGUUCAUUGAUGGUCCAAAUUUCCCUGGAAAGAAUAAUUGAGCACGCUAAUUUUGUGGUGUUUGAGAAAGUGCAACAGGCCACAUGACCUGGAUCCUACUCUGAGGUGGGGAAUGCUUUAGAUAUCUUAUCUGGAUAUUCAGCCGUUUUUUUUUCUCUUUUAAUAUGUUUGUGUUCCUGUAAGCUGAUUUGAAUCACUGCAUAUCUAUGAUUUUUAUUAUUCAUUAGUUUAAUAGAGUCACAGAUGAUAUGUGCAGUCAAAAAACUCCUAUUGC
This is a messenger RNA of Vigna umbellata (rice bean), 1789 nucleotides long. Lineage: Eukaryota; Viridiplantae; Streptophyta; Magnoliopsida; Fabales; Fabaceae. The record is from RefSeq and is a predicted model, not a curated record.